ACAUGUCCAAUAGUUCACUGUGGGCUCUUGCAAUCUUUGCGGGUUUGUGGUCUUUCUCCAGAGCAAAUUCAUGCCUCCGGGACAGGAUUCCCGAGUCUCAGCGACAUUACCUGUUCGAAAAUUCUUCUCUGAAGGGAGAAAGCACUCCUACACCAAUUCGUUUGGUCGUCUAUGAUUGGGCUUCAGCAGAUGUGGCCUCAACUUUGGUUGAAAUUUUGAUCGGAGAAGUGCUUGGAUAUCAUGUAGUCCAAGAUGCAACCAAAACAGUCAGCAUUUUUGAUGGCAUUCUGAAAUUAGCUGGAUGUACCUCUGCAGAUUGUUCGCAAAGUCAGGUGAAUAGCCAUGUGGCAGUUGAAACCUGGUUGGCGGAAGCCAUUACACUGUUUCAGAACUUUCAGGAAAGCAAUGCUGCAAAGGCUCCUGAAGAUCUGGGCAGUAUGGGCUACAAUGGGGAUCAUAAUCUCUUCGUCAAGGGAUCCAUUCGUGACAUAGCUUAUCAGGAUUCAGGCCUGGCACUGGACUUCUACAAAAGUUUCAACACCACUUUCCACAAGCCGCAAAAGUACUUUGGCCACUUAGAGGAUUUGGAUCCAGAGGACUUUUUCCUCUGCGAUGCUGAUGGUUUGGAAUUUUCCAAUGCCUUACGGAUGAGUGACUACAUCCGUUGGACGGGAGACUUGGGUGGUGUGACGCAGCUCCCAGGUGGAACGUAUAUGGCUCGAUGUCCCAAUGGCCGCUUUUGGCUGGCGCCUAGUUGCAGGCACAACUCAAGCGAAUGCAUUCCACUCCUGGCUGCUGGAAAUGGUUGGAUUGUGGAUGCAAUGAUGCAGUGGUCAACCGUCUACGGCUUCCCAGUUGCAAUUGGCAUCGCAGCAAGCUGGGACAUUUUCGUCUCCAAUGUGAUGAAUACUCGGUCCUUGUUCUACUGGUGGAUGCCUGAUGCUACCUUUCUCCAGCUAGAUCCCUCCUAUAUUGUGCUGCCACCCCACAGCCCCAUUGAGUGGUCUCAAGGAAACCUGCGCACUGCUGGAAGCCAGAACUACAUCACUAAGCUCGUCAGUCCUGAAGUUCGGGCAUCUGCUCCUUCGGUAAGGCUCUUUCUUCAAAACAUGAAACUAGAGCUGGGCGAAAUCAAGCAGCUCUUGCUUGAGGUGGCCAAUGGAAGAUCAACCUUUGAUACCGUUUGCAACUGGGUCAUUGCCAACACAGGCAGAUGGAGACAAUGGAUCCCGGUGGAAACCAACUGUGAACCCGGAUUUGGUCUGCAGGCUGCCGAUGGUUCCCCUGCAUCUGCACGUGAUGGGGCCACUGGUUGUCUCCUGUGCCCAGCCGGAAGCUUCUCUGAAAGGCUCGUGGACGACUUUGGUGAGACGUACCGCUGCGUUCCAUGUCCUGCAGGGAGUCACCAGAAUAUCCCCGGCAAGAGCGAUUGCCUGCUAUGCAAUCCAGGAUACAUUGCUCCUGAACCAGGCCUUGAAUUGUGCACUGCGUGUGAGUUUGGAACAUACGCCACAUCCACAGGGAUGAUGAUGUGUGAAACUUGUAGCAAUGGCACCAUGUGGACCACUAGCCGAGUAGUUGACCGCGGCCUUGAAGUUGAGACCUGGAUUGAAAUAGAAGGAGCCUAUUCCCCGAGCUUCUGUCACUGCAUGCAGGGAUAUCAUUUGCAUCGGGGCGAGUGCGAGCUGUGCAUCGAAGGAUCUAAGUGCCCAGGGUCCAGUAAGUUGGAGCUGUUACCCGGUUUCUUCUCAUUUGCAGAGGAGCCCGGCGAGAUUUUUGAAUGCUUCGGCUCCAAAGAACGCUGUCCUGGGGGGAUGCCUGGAACUUGCGCAAGUGGUCGUGAUCCAGAAAGUGUGGCGUGUGGUGCCUGUUUGGGGGGCAUGCGACCGGACGGGGGAACCUGCGUUGCAUGUUCCAGCACGGACUAUGUGUUGCUGGUUGUUCUCUGCACCUUGAUUGUUGUCUGCACUGGAGGCGUCCAUAUAUUUCUUGUGGUCACAGAUCAGGCAAGUGCCAAUCAGCGGAGUAGCCUUUUCACUGCCGCUCUCAGUCUUGGUCACUUGAUCACUUGUGCACAACUUUUCUCCAUCAUGCAGCAACUCCAGAUCAAUUGGGCGGAUCCGUUUCAAGUUCUCUUGGACAUUUUCAGCUUCAUAUCCUUGGAUGCGAUUCUGAGCUCAGUGGAUGCUAUCAAUUGUGUGGCGAGGGUCACUCCAGAGGUAGAGUAUCUGAUUGGAUCUUUGAUCGUGCCCCUCUUCUUCACUAUAGGUCCUAUUUUGGCCCAUUUCAAUGUGGUCUACAUGAUGCGCAGGGCAGGGAAAGCCAAGAGCUUUGGGCUUCACCUCUUAUGGAAGACAUUGGGAUUGUUCUCCCUGAUUUUCUUUAUCUCCCUUUGCUCGUCAUUUUUGGAGCCCUUUCGGUGCAACAGGCAUCCCAGUGGCUUGAGAACUUUGCAGAGCUCUCACAGUGUCCUGUGUGGUUUCACAGGGACACAUUUCAUCCUUUGUCUCAUUGGCGGCUUGGUUUGCCUGUUGCCCAUUACCUAUCUUGCAUUGUCGUGCUGGAUCAUUUUGGUGGAGUUGCCCAAGAGGGUGCGAGUGGCAGAUAUUGCCUUUAUCCGUGCAUGCUCAUUCUUGGUCAUGCGCUUCCACCCAGGGAAGGAAGUCUUCACAGUGUUGUUCCUGAUCCGAAAUGUGCUCAUCGUACUUGCCCCUUUGAUUCCAUCCUCCUCUGCGAGUCUCUUCUUGAUGGCCAUGCUGCUGGCAACAAGCUUUGGUUUGAUCGCCUACUACAAGCCCUGGCGCUCGCUUCUUUCUACGCAAGUGGACAUGCUAACUCAUUUGGCUCUGCUGCUGAUUUUACAGAUGGGAGCGCUUGCAGUUGUGGAUGUGCAGGAACAUGUGACCAUGAUCGUGUGCACCGCCUGUGCCAGCUUUAUGAUCAUUGCCAUUGUGUCUGCAGCCGCCCAGUCAGCAGCACGACACAUCCUUUCCAAACUUCACAAACAAUUUCACUUCUUCCUCUGUCAUCACAAAGCUUCCACGGCCUGUUGGGCGCGGCUGCUGAAGAUGGAACUCAGGUCCCGAGGAUCCUCCUUCACAGCGUUCUUGGACUCAGACAAUUUGACAGAUUUGACCCAGCUGUUCUCGUAUGUGAGUCAUGAUGUGAAGACCUUUGUGGUUUUGGGAUCAAGUCAGAUUCUUACAAGGAAAUGGUGCCUAGGAGAAAUGGUCAUUGCCAGACUGGAGAAGGUGGACACAGUUCUGCUGACCUUUCCUGGCUUUGAGCUGCCAGAUGAACAGUUUAUGAAGUUAUACCACAAGCUUGUCCCUGACAUCGGAGAUUUUGCCAGCUAUGGCUUUGGCAUUGCUGAAGUCCGUGAAACCUUGCACUGGUUGAGCUCGGUGAAACAGAUUCCAGUCAACAGUGACUUUACCGAAGGGAGCUUGACAUACAUCAUCAACCAGUUGACCAACACCUUCGUCAGUUUGCCCGCCACCACCUGCAGAACAGACAUGAACAUCUUGGCCGACCCAGAGAAUAUGGAAGCCAUCUCAACAGCUCACGUCUUAGCGAAGUUAAUGGCACCGUUGAUGAUGGGGAGUCAUAUUUCUUUGCCAACUGUCAUCGCAAAUCCGAAGCAGAAGUUGGUGGCUGGUCUGGCAGAUACCCAGUCGUCCCCCCAUUUGAUCGUGCUGUGCACUGAUCAAUGUCUAGUAUCGUAUUAUUACGCCAGCUGGCUGCUCCAAGCCAGACAUUUGCGUUCUUGCUUUGCGGUCCCGGUCGUUGCUGAUGAUAUUUUCGAAAUUCCUUCCCCUGUCAAGAUUGGAAAAUUAGUGCAGUCUUCCAGAUUGCAAGGACUUGAAACAAUUGAUACACAGGCCUAUGCCCACGUUCUCAAAUCCAUUUUCCUGGAAAUCGCGCUUCCCUUCUUGCCGGCACAAUCUUCCGAAGAAGACCUGAUGGUCAAAGCGAAUCAACUCGCUUUGCCGUUGAGGUCUGGAACUGUGACCACCUUGAACAAUCGGCUUGUGAUGGUCGACCAGCAGCAAUAUUUAUCCGAAAGCCCGGGCAACUCGCCGGGGAAGCCUCACCAUGGUCUGGAGCCUGAAAACGACGAUUUCGAGCUUGGCGACAACGAGAGUUACACCGCCUUAGGCGGUGUAUCCAGUGUUGCACUGACUCCUGGCCGUCAAAGCCGGCCCGAGAGUGAGGCGAUGUCCGAGUGGAAGACAGCAGUGCCACCCGACACCAAAGAGGCGGAGUUCCAGAUGUAUGCGAAGAUGUAUUUCUCCCCGACCGUGACGGCAAAAUUCUGAGGCCCUGAUGCCUAAGAGUAUCUAACAUGCUGUGUCAUAGCUUUGCUAAGUCAUCGGGGUACCCACAGCUAUCA
Molecule: messenger RNA, 4393 nt
Organism: Cladocopium goreaui
Lineage: Eukaryota; Dinophyceae; Suessiales; Symbiodiniaceae
Source: the annotation of a GenBank genome assembly